Messenger RNA from Toxotes jaculatrix (banded archerfish), 4088 nucleotides. RefSeq names its product receptor-type tyrosine-protein phosphatase N2-like. The transcript is spliced from 23 exons. The record is from RefSeq and is a predicted model, not a curated record. Gene Ontology annotation, cellular component: secretory granule. Bases 44 to 3166 code for a protein of 1040 amino acids. Lineage: Eukaryota; Metazoa; Chordata; Actinopteri; Toxotidae. Gene Ontology annotation, biological process: protein dephosphorylation. Gene Ontology annotation, molecular function: protein tyrosine phosphatase activity.
UGGCUUUUUAACACCAGAGAGAACAGACUAACCCAGAAGAGACAUGAAUCCUUUGCCUUCCUCCUUCCUCCUCCUCCUCCUCGCUUCCCUGAGCUGCUUCCUCGCUUCUGCUGACAGGAGAUUCGGUUGCCUGUUUGAGAGCGAGCUGUGUUCACCAUAUGAGAUCUGUGUCAACGAUGGUAUGUUUGGGAGGUGUCACUCUGUUCCAGUGAAGGAAGUUUACACCUACGACGUCUCACCGUCUGUAGUGCAACGCUUCAGGAUGCUGCUGGAGAAGCUGUCCAACAGAGGUUUGACCUGGGAAGACGACACCACUCAGCAGGUUCUGUCCAAGGAGUUAUCCAAACUGAGGAGGAUUCCCUACAGGCCGCAGCAGAACGCACCUGCCUACAACACCGACAGCAGGCCGGUAGCUGAAGCGAUGGACCCAGUGGACCAGAGAGUGAAGCCAGUGGAGGUGGAGCUCAGCAGAAACCUCCAGACGUACCUGCAGCGUCUCGGCCUCCUACCCAAGAUGUCGUCCGCUGCCAGCCUGAGCCCCCCUGGCAAGAGUGACCGUUUCCAGUCAGGCAUCCCUGCAGAGUUCUAUCGCUCCAAGGCCCAGACAUCGGCUCAGAAGUCGUCUCCCUCCAGCUUCUCUCCUCUUUCAUCUCUCCAGCCUCUUCAGAAGCAGAGACCUCUUGGCAAACAGCUCCUAGCCUCGCAGUCCGAGGUUGACCUUCUCCUGGACGCCCUGAGGCAGUAUCUCUCUGGACGUCUGUCCCUGCAUGGUGGGGCGGUGAGCCCCGAGGAGCACGAGGCCCCCUCGUCACGCCUGAGGCCCUUCUACGGCGACGGCAUUGAAAAUCCCGCCCUGAAAAAAGAGUCCUCGAAACCCAGGCUUCUGAAGAUGGGAAGAACUCAAGGGGCUUCAGUGAAGGACCCGCUCACGUCUGUGGACGAGAGGUUCAUUGAGAACGUUUUGAAGAACGUUGGCAGGCAGCAUGUGGACGUGGACAACCUGACCCCCCAGGACCUGGAUCAGCUGUCUAGCCUGAUAGCUGACGCUCUGCAGGUGGUCGACCAGGACCAAGGAAUAAACAGGGGCCUGACUCGGGUUAGAACUGGACCAAGAGACCUGGAGGGAGAGCUGAAGAACGGGGAGGAGGAGGAAGAGGAGGAUGCUGCCAGAAAUGAGGAAGAGGAAAAGUUGUUGGAGAAUGCUCCAACGCUGAAACCACAGGGGAGCACUCCCAUCGUGCCGGCAGCACUUCAAGAGCGCCACACAAAUACCGGAGAGCAAAAUGUGAAGGACACGGCUGAGAGUGGAAACCUCCUCACCAAACUUCUUGCCUACCUGGACAAAACUCCCUUCAACGGCUCUCCUUCGGCAAGAAACCUGAACGACGUCGCCAUGGAGACAGCCAGAGGCCGGCAGGUGGGGCUGGAGAACGUCCAGAGUCGGACCAGCGAGGUGGGAGUGACGGUGCAGAAGAAGGACGCCACCCAGUCUGUGGAGGAGGUGUCGGAGGUGGAGGGCUGGAUCAAGGAGGUGCCCCCCCCUCCCGCUUCACUUGUGUACGAGGAACCGCACAAGAAGACGAUGCACAUUCCCGAACUUCAACUCGACGUCAAGGACGGCAGGAAAAAGGCUGACGACGAUGUCUUCGGCUACGUCAUCACUGACACAGAUGGGCUCCAGACCGACGAGGGCCUCCACCUGAUGGAGCUCCUGGCUCGCAGGGCCAAAAUCCAGAUGACUGACUUCGCUGAGCUCUCGGUGGUGGGCCCCGCUGUGACCUUCAAAGUGAGCCCGAACACUCAGAACGUCACCACCGCAGAUGUGGCCAACGUGGCUGUUCAGCAGAAAGUGGCUUUGGAGAAGGAGGCCAAGCUCAGCAUCCUGGAGGCCGGAGUUGCUGAUGGAAGCCAGAUCAACCAGAUCCCCACCAAGUACAGCCAGACGGAGUCCACCAAGUUCCUCAUCCUCACUGUCGUGUCCAUCCUGUGCAUCGUCGGCGUGCUGCUGGCCUCCACCGUGGUCUACUGCCUCCGCCACCGCUCCCACCACAAGCUCAAGGAGAAGCUCACCAACCUGGGAACAGAUGCUAGCAGCGAUGCUACUGCCACCUAUCAGGAACUCUGUCGGCAGCGUAUGGCGGUCAAACCUCCGGCUGAGCGUCCAGAGCCCAUUUCCUCCAGGAUCAACAGCGUGUCGUCUCAGUUCAGCGACGGCGGUCAGGCCGUCAGCCCCUCAGCACGGAGCAGCAUCUCCUCCUGGAGCGAGGAGCCCGCCCACUCCAACAUGGACAUCUCUACUGGUCACAUGAUACUGUCCUACAUGGAAGAUCACCUGAAGAACAAGGACCGCCUGGAGAAGGAGUGGGAGGCGCUGUGUGCUUAUCAGGCAGAGCCCAACGCCUGCACCGUCGGCCUAAAGGAUGGCAACGCCAAGAAGAACCGCUCCACAGCUAUAGUGGCAUAUGAUCACUCCAGAAUUACCUUGAAGGUGGAGAACAGCCAAGGCAACUCUGACUACAUCAAUGCCAGCCCCAUCAUGGAUCACGAUCCCAGGAACCCAGCCUACAUCGCCACCCAAGGCCCUCUGCCCUCCACGGUGGCUGAUUUCUGGCAGAUGGUUUGGGAGAACGGCUGCGUGGUCAUUGUCAUGUUGACGCCUCUCGUCGAGAGCGGUGUGAAGCAGUGCUACCAUUACUGGCCUGAUGAGGGAUCCAACCUGUACCACAUCUACGAGGUCAACCUGGUGUCCGAACACAUCUGGUGUGAUGACUUCCUGGUUCGUAGCUUCUACCUGAAGAACAUGCAAACCAACGAGACGCGGACCGUCACUCAGUUCCAUUUUCUGACCUGGCUCAACCAGAACGUCCCCGAAACCAGCCGGACGCUGCUCGACUUCCGCAGGAAAGUUAACAAGUGCUACCGGGGACGCUCGUGUCCUAUCAUAGUCCACUGCAGUGAUGGUGCAGGGAGAAGUGGGACCUACAUCCUGAUCGACAUGGUCCUCAACAAGAUGGCUAAAGGUGCCAAGGAGAUUGAUAUUGCAGCGACUCUGGAGCACCUGCGGGACCAGAGGCCCGGAAUGGUUCAGACCAAGGAUCAGUUUGAGUUUGCGCUGACUGCUGUGGCGGAGGAGGUGAACGCCAUACUGAAAGCUCUUCCACAGUAGGAAGGAGCGCCUCCUUCUGACAGAUGUCCUCCAGCUCUCUUCUGCUCCUCUUCUUUUUCUUGUCCUCUCUCUGACCUGACUGGAGGAUGGUCCCCGUUAUUGCUUCCUUUUGUUUCCUCCUCCAUUUGUUUGCCUUUCCUCAUCUCCUCCUCUCUCCUCUCAUACUUCUAUUAUUUUAGUCUCAUCCUGUCCCCCCGUUGUCCUUUCUUACCCUCUGUCCUCCAUUUGUUCCUGCAGUCAUACUCUCUCUUCUAACUAAGCGCUUCAUGUCCCGGGCUCCUCUUGUCCCAUCUCAUCACUGUCUUGUGACUGUCACUGUCUCUUUCGUUUCGUCUCCUCCUCUCCCUUUGUCCAUUCGUUCUUUCCUGUUGUCUUCUCCUUUCCUCAUUUUAUCUCUGCCUUUUUCCCUCUUGUCUCCUUCUUUGUUCAAACCUCCUUUCACUUCUUCUCAUGUCCUUCUCUCUUCCCAUCUUAGUAAACAUUGUGCCAGGAAAGCGUUGAAUCAGUCCUGUACAUAGAUAGACCUUCCUUCUAUUGUACUGAUCCAUGCAGUCUGUUUUUUCCAAAGUGGUAUUUCACUGCUUUUAAACACAUUUUCAUAGAUUGAUAAAGAUGUUUCUCUAUGUUCUGUUGAGAGUAUAUUUAUUCUAGUUUCCGUUUCUAGAUGAACAUUGACCCAACGGGCGUCAGUUGGGUAGAGCGAGGUUUGGCAGUCAUCGUCACGAUCUACUCGGCUCUGAGAUUAUUUGUCGGGAUCGAAAUCAGUCCAGUAAAAAUGAAAUAAAUCAGUUUAUGUCGAUGUCUGAUUCUGUAGAGGUGUUUGUCACAGCUGAGCGACUUACUGAACUGACGCCUCUGAUUGGUCUCGGUUUUGAGUGGAUGAUGUUGAUCAUCGCAGAAUUGUGUUUGUGUCUGAUUUUUA